Tetranychus urticae (two-spotted spider mite) is the source of this 1685-nucleotide messenger RNA. Its product is annotated as fidgetin-like protein 1. The record is from RefSeq and is a predicted model, not a curated record. Gene Ontology annotation, molecular function: ATP hydrolysis activity; microtubule severing ATPase activity; ATP binding. NCBI's taxonomy places the organism in Eukaryota, Metazoa, Arthropoda, Arachnida, Trombidiformes, Tetranychidae.
ACAUGAAUUUAUGUAAAAAUAACGCUUUUUUGGAGGGUCAAUUGAGUUUAAUUUAUCCUUUGUUCAAUUGUUUUUGUUUUAGUUAUUAAUGUGACUUUGUUAUUCCAUUUGUUAAAAUCAUAAUCAUUGGAUUUUAAUGUCGGGAUCACCUCUAAUGGAAAAAAAUAACUCGACCAAUUUUUACACCGCUCGGCAAAUGUUGCUGAAGAACCACAAGCAGAAAAAGAAUUAUGAAAACUGGUCUAGUCAUCCCAUAUUCAAGAGAACAAAUAAAAACAACAAUAAACGACAUCGAACAGAUGAAUCUGAUGGUGAAGGUGAUAAUGAAGUUGAAGUAGUAUCAAAAGAUUCCGUCCGUGCUGAUUUCUUAGCUAAUAAGUUACCUGCUGUUGUUAAACCGUUUGUGCAGCCAUGUAAAAAGGUCCAAAGCUCACAAAAAAUUACCAGCUCCACUAGCUCUCAGAAAGCUAAAAAAAAUGAUGAUGAUAAUGAAGGAGAAGUUUCAAAAGAGGUUGAGGAGAUAUUACAGCAUCCAAAAGCGAAAAAUUUGGAUGCCAAAAUUGUCGAUCGAAUACUCAACGAGAUAAUCGAAAGAACUGAUGGUCAGGGCGUCGAUUGGUCAGACAUUGCAGGAUUAAAAUCUGCUAAAGAAAGUAUCCGGGAAAUCGUUAUAUUACCCAUGCUGAAACCCCAGUUGUUCGUUGGUCUUCGCGCUCCAUCUAAGGGAAUUCUAUUAUUUGGUCCUCCUGGUACCGGUAAAACAUUGAUAGGGAAAUGUAUAGCAAGUCAAUCGCGAUCAACUUUCUUUUCUAUUUCUGCAUCAUCUUUAACUUCCAAAUGGAUUGGGGAAGGUGAAAAAAUGGUUAGAGCCUUAUUUGCCAUAGCCAGAAUCAAGCAACCAGCAGUUAUCUUCAUUGAUGAAAUUGAUUCACUUUUAACUCAACGAAAUGACUCGGAACACGAAUCUUCUCGUCGAUUAAAGACUGAAUUUUUAGUUCAAUUUGAUGGUCUUGCUACCGAUCAUGAAGAAAGGUUACUUGUGAUUGGAGCCACUAAUCGUCCCCAUGAACUAGAUGAAGCUGCAAGGCGGCGAUUUAAUGCAAGACUUUAUAUUCCACUUCCAAACAAGCAGGCUCGCUGUGAUUUAAUGAGAAGACUCAUUGCUGCUGAAAAACAUACUUUGAAUGAAAGGGAACUAAAUGAACUUUGCGAACAAACCAAAGGCUACUCUGGAGCUGAUAUUUGUUGUUUGUGUCGAGAAGCUGCCUAUGGCCCGAUUAGGCGAGUGAUGCCUGAUUUAGAAAAAUAUGAAACUAAAGAGUCUCUUCCACCCAUUACUUACCAAGACUUUACUGCCGCACUGGACACAGUUAAGGCAACUGUUGCCCCAUCUGAUUUGACCAAUUACAUCGAAUGGAAUAAACAAUUUGGACGUAAAAAAGAUUAUGCAGAGGAUGGUGAUGAUGAUUAGAAUAUUGUUUAUAACUCCUAUAUAUUUAUAUCUGUAUUUAAUUCGUCUGUAUCGAUUUGAUAAAAAAUUUAUUGUAUCCAUAAUUUCCAUAAUGUUGACAAUCAGAUCACAAUCAUCAAUAUAAUAGUAAACUCGGAACCACAAGUUCAAACCAAUCGAAUUGUUUUUUCUCUAAAAAAGAUAUAAAACUGCAAUAAAGCACUUUUAGCUACUA